Chironomus riparius is the source of this 1502-nucleotide messenger RNA. The record is from the annotation of a GenBank genome assembly. Lineage: Eukaryota; Metazoa; Arthropoda; Insecta; Diptera; Chironomidae.
AUCAACACAAAAACUUUCAAAAAUCAUCAACACAAAAACUUUCAAAAAUCAUCAAGACAAAAAUUUUCAAAUACCGAAAUAAUGGAAUCCAAAAAAAUUGAAACCAUAUGCAAGUUUGACUUCAUCACCUUCAAAGGCGAAGAGUACUACCGUUGUCUAAUCAAAAAUCAACCAUUACAUAAACAACUGAAUGGUCAACAUGUCGAUGGGAAAAGCUGUAGAGAUGUCACAUUUCUCGAAUUUGACAACUGUGAAAUGGAAGACUUCAAAGGACUUUCAAACGUUUUUCCAAAUUUAAAAGUUUUGGAUAUUAAAAGGUGGUCUGCAGAAGAAAUCUGCAAGGAACAAAUAGAAGAAUUCAAAAAUUUAGAAAUUUUUCACUGCAAGUGGAGCGAUAUCAAGUUAUUGCGAGGAGAUUUGUUCGAAGGAUUUAAUCAAUUGAAAAGAAUUGACUUUUGGCACAACGAACUCGAAGUCAUCCAACCAACAAUUCUGGAUGGAUUAACAAAGUUAGAGUUUGUGAACUUUGGACGUCCCGACAACAUCUUUCAAUUUUCAAUCUACGAAGGAAAUCACACAACUGGAACUUUAGAAGAAUUUAAGAAACAGUUACACGACAAUUUUGAAGAUACAUUAAGAGAAGAAUUCAGGCAAAUAAAUGAUCAACGUAAAGAACUAGAGGAAGAGUUAGAACAAGAAAAACUAAAAAUUACUGAAUUAACCAAAAAACUUGCACAAUUGGAACAAGAAAAGCUCGAACAAGCAGAAAUGAUUGAAAAUCUUCAAAAAGACAACGAAAAACUAAUUCAAGAAAAUCAUCAAUUGAUCGAAUUAGAAUUAAAUCUAAAAGAAAAAUUGGAACAAGAGAAGAAAAUUAACGAAGAAUUCACACAACGACUAGAAAAGGGAAUCCUAAGUGAUGUCAUCGGUUUGAUACAAGAUGAAUCUGCCAGGGACUUCAAUAUCAUCAUUAAAGAUCACGAGUUCCCAGUCCACAAAUGCAUCCUUCAAGCUAGAAGUCCAACACUUGCUGAAAUAUUAAGAAACAACCCAGAAGCUCAGAACAUAAAUUUAACAGACAUUGAUGAGGAUGUCUUUGAGAAAAUCUUCCAAUUCCUCUACGCAGACGAACUACCAAGUGAUAAUGAAGUGGACUACUUGAAACUCUUUAGAGCAGCUGGAGUAUUAAAAAUUGAAGAUCUAAAGAACUUCGCUGGUGUAAAGGCAUGCAACUCAAUCAGAAAAGAAAAUGCCGUUGAAGUUCUAAAAUUGAGUUCAAAAUAUGAACACGAAGAAUUGAAAAACUGCGCAUUUGACCAAAUUAAGAAGUUUUAUCCAAAAAUCAAAUUUGACAACAACUGGAUUAGAGACACUAAGAAAAUCCUGGGAGCUAUUGAGAAGAAAAGAGCAUCUAGAAUUCCAGUUCGAAUUAGUUUAAGGAAAUAGAAUUAAGUUUGUAAAAGACAAAAAAUGUAAAUUUUGCUAAAAUAAAAUUAAGAUUU